Molecule: messenger RNA, 895 nt
Organism: Cynara cardunculus var. scolymus (artichoke)
Lineage: Eukaryota; Viridiplantae; Streptophyta; Magnoliopsida; Asterales; Asteraceae
Exons: 2
Coding region: 138-644 (168 amino acids)
Source: RefSeq, a predicted model, not a curated record
AUACAAUCCAAUACAAUACAAAUUUUCAUGUCGGAUCUUGUCUCUCCAUUCAUGCUCUCCCCUUAUAUCCCAUAUACUUUCAUACUCUUCAGUUAAGACCUUGUAUUACUAGAAUCAGAUCUUCUCUUGGAACUUUCAUGGAAGUUAAUGUUGAUCAAGAUAACCAGCAGCACAUGGUUCAGACUCUGGAAGCCAUCAAGGGUGGUGGAGGAUCCAUCAAAGUUGGAAGUACCGGCACCAUCAAUGCGUUAAUGACAAGGGAACUACAAUCGAUCAAAGUGGCAUCUCCAAAAACAGCCUUAGAACCUACCGAUGCCGCUACAGAUACAAAACCGAAAGCAGAUGAAGCAAGCACUAGUAGCAGCAACACCAUGAACGAAAAACACACCAGCAUUCCCCAGAAAACCAAACACCACCAUACUAGAAAAGGUAGCAGAAAUCCUAUUCUCCAUCAUUCGGAUAGCGUAUCUGUUGAUGGAAGUGGAAGUCCUAAUAGAAGGAAAACCGACAAGAAGGGAUCUUGCAUGGUUGAAAUAGUGGACAUAAAAUGUGGAGUACCCGACAAGAACUGGGCGAAUCCGAUAACAAACAGGUUCAAGAAACUCAGUUUCUCCAAGCUUUCUGAAACCAAUGGUGUAAAGUAAACCUGCAACAACGGGGAUUCUGCUUUUUCAAAGUGGUUAGAACCUGUUCAUGAUAAUCUAAAACUAGUGAAUCAUUAGGAUGAGGCAUAGGCAUAUGGGAAUAAGUUGUUUAGUUGACUCUUUGUUUUUUCUUUAUGUAUGCACAAAAUUGCGAAUUCCGAUGGAAAGAUAUGAAAACAUGUCAUGUGAAGUUGUGAACAUGAAUGCAAUACAUGUUUUGUUCAUUAUGGGUUAUGACAAAGCUUGGUUGA